Messenger RNA from Saprolegnia diclina VS20, 2807 nucleotides. RefSeq lists its product as hypothetical. Bases 23 to 2668 code for a protein of 881 amino acids. Gene Ontology annotation, molecular function: metalloaminopeptidase activity; zinc ion binding; peptide binding. Gene Ontology annotation, biological process: proteolysis; peptide catabolic process. The record is from RefSeq and is a predicted model, not a curated record. The transcript is spliced from 14 exons. NCBI's taxonomy places the organism in Eukaryota, Oomycota, Saprolegniomycetes, Saprolegniales, Saprolegniaceae. Gene Ontology annotation, cellular component: cytoplasm.
UUUGCCACGGACCAGCUGAGCCAUGCCCCACGAGUUUGCCCGCCUCCCGACCAUCGUCCGGCCCACCAAGUACACGCUUGCGUACGACGUCGUGGACCUCGACCGCUACCGCUUCGAAGGUCGCGAGACCAUCGAUGUCGAGGUGAACGAGGCGACUAACACGAUCACGUCCCAUGCAAUUGAGCUCUGGGUGCACUCGGUCAAGGUGCGUCAAGGCGACAAGACCAUUGCUUGCGACGAGGUCCGCUUCAUCGAGGAAGACCAAACCGUGACCUUUGUCUUGGCCGAGACCUUGGCGCCCGGGCCUGCCCAGAUCGAGCUCGGCUUCCAUGGCAUUCUCAACGAUGAACUCCGUGGUUUCUACCGCGCAGGCUACGAGCAAAACGGCGAGAAGCGCAUCAUGGCGACGUCCCAGUUUCAAGCCUGCGACGCACGCCGAGCGUUUGUGUGCUGGGACGAGCCCGCGAUCAAGGCGUCGUUCGAGAUCUCGAUGGCGACGCCUGUGCACCUCACGGCCAUCUCCAACAUGCACGUGCUCUCGACCGCGAUCCGCCCGUCCCCGUACAUCCACAACGCGACGGAGAAGGUGUGGCAGUUUGCCGAGACGCCCAUCAUGUCGACAUACUUGGUUGCGCUCGUUGUCGGCGAGUUUGACAGUCUCUCGGCCUACUCGCGCGAAGGCGUCCUUGUCAACGUGUACACGCCCGUGGGGAAGAGCAACCAAGGCGAAUUUGCUCUCUCGGUCGCGACCGAGUCGCUUUCGUUCUUCACGAAGACUUUUGGCCUCGAGUACCCUCUCAAGAAGCUCGACAUGCUUGCGAUCCCCGACUUUGCAGCUGGCGCCAUGGAGAACUGGGGCUGCGUCACGUAUCGCGAAGAGGCGCUUUUGAUUGAACCCAGCCAGAGCAGCCAAGACAGCAAGUCGCGGGUCGCACUCACGGUCGCGCAUGAGCUCGCGCACCAGUGGUUCGGGAACCUCGUGACGAUGGAGUGGUGGACUGGCCUUUGGCUGAACGAAGGCUUUGCGCACUUUAUGGAGUACGAGGCCGUGAACGCGAUCUUCCCCGAGUGGAAGAUGUGGGAAAACUUCAUCCAGGAAGUCACGCUCGGCGCAGCGUUCCGCGAAGACGCCUUGCUGAGCUCGCACAUGAUCGAGGUCGAAGUCAACCACCCGGACGAAGCCGACGAAAUUUUCGACGCGAUUUCGUAUUGCAAGGGCGCGAGCAUCAUUCGCAUGCUCUGCGAGUAUCUCGGUCAAGAUGUCUUUUACAAGGGCAUCCAGGCCUACUUGAAGCAGUUUAGCUACCAGAACGCAGUGACGUUUGACCUCUGGCACGCGCUCGAAGAAGCUUCGGGGCUUCCGCUCGCGACGAUGAUGAACACGUGGACCAAGCAGACCGGGUACCCCGUCGUGACGCUCACGUGUGGCGAGGAGCUCACCGUGAAGCAAACGCGCUUCUUCUCCAACCCGUCGACGCAGGACGACGGCGACAGCCGCUGGGACAUUCCGCUGACGGUUGUCUACGACGAAGCCGAGAGUGCCACCGUCCACCGUGUUGGUAUUUGGUCGGCGGGCGAUGCGCCGCGCGACGAGGCCGGUGAAAUUGCCGCGGCCAGCGACCUCUUGGCCAACGACGAGCUAAAGCGUGCGUCGUGGGUCAAGCUGAACGCGCAUUCCCAGGGCUUCUACGUCGACAACUACUGUUCCGAGGGGUGGCGCCGCCUCCAGGCGCCGUGCCAGCAGCUCGUGCUCGGUGAUGUCGAGCGCAUGUGCUUGCUCAACAACGUGUUUACGCUCACGCGAGCCGGCCGUGUCGCUCUCAGCGAUGCGAUGGCAUUUGCCCGCGCGUUCGCGGCCGACCCGAGCUACCUCGCAUGGAAGACGCUCUCGGGCCACCUCGGCUUUUACGCCAAGCUCUUUGCGGACGAAGCAUUCUUUCCGGCUCUCCAAAGCUACAUUGCUGGUCUCUUUCAGCAGCCGAUGGGCCAUUUGACAUGGACGUCGCUGCCGUCGGACGACGACAACUCGGCGUACUUCCGCAAGGCCGUCAUCUCGAUGCUCGGCCUCGCGCGCGACCAUGCGGUGGUAACUGCUGCGGAGCAGCACUUCCAGACGUUUGUCGCGACGCCAACGGGGUCGCCGUUGGCGUCGGACUUGCGUAGCUGUGUGCUCGACUUGGUGGCCGCCGUGCACGCGUCGCCGGUCGUGUACGACCAGCUUCGCACACUGUACGAGUCGGUGGACCUCGGUGAGUUCAAGCUCGACUGUCUCUGCGCGAUGGGCCAAAUCCCGUCCAAGCGCCUCGAGACGCUUCAGUGGGCGCUCAGCGGGUCGCAUGUGCGCGCGCAGGACAUUCAGUACGCGUUCAACAGCAUUGCGCGCCAGAGCCAGGCCGGUACGGAGAUGGCGUGGGGCUACAUCCAAGAGCACUGGGACGAGCUCAACACCAAGUACAUCCCGAGCAAGAUUGGGUCGAUUGUGUGCUUGACGAUCCGCCACUUUCACACGGACGCCAAGGCCGACGAGAUCGCAACGUUCUUUGCGACACACAAGCACUCGGCCUUCAAGCGCAAGCUCGACACGACGCUCGAAGAGAUCCGCACCAAGGCGGCGACGUACGCGCGCGACGUGGCGGCCAUGGGCGACUACCUCGCAUCGCUCGCCUAAGCCGAUCCUCGAUCCAUGGAGCGCGCGAUGCCGGACGACGACGUUAUGCCUCUAGUCCUGCAGGAACGACCGUGAAUUCACCAACAAAUAACAUGGUCUAUGCAACACUGAAGACGGAUAGUGUCGUGCGAUCGAGCAA